Molecule: messenger RNA, 1580 nt
Organism: Phragmites australis (common reed)
Lineage: Eukaryota; Viridiplantae; Streptophyta; Magnoliopsida; Poales; Poaceae
Product: cytochrome b561 domain-containing protein At2g30890-like
Exons: 5
Coding region: 599-1339 (246 amino acids)
Molecular function (GO): transmembrane monodehydroascorbate reductase activity
Source: RefSeq, a predicted model, not a curated record
ACCUGCUUUUGCAAAAUUUCCUGGAUGCUGAUACAAGAGCAGCCAACAAUAUCUUGGUGCUUCCUGCAGCAGCACCACAAAAACCAUCCUUUAUACCAUCAUACCACAGAGCUGUCAAAGCACAGCCAAAUGUGCUAAAGAGCACCCGUCUCUUAUUACAUCCCAUCCCAUUCCAUUCCCCAAAAGCACAAAAGUGCACCAUAGUAUAUUACAGCAAAAGCAGCUGAUCAUUCAUACCCAAAUCAUUCACAGGAUAUCCCCUCUCAAGUUCUGCCCCAAGACCGACCAUAUCUUACAAUUCCUUAACUUGCUUGGCAGAUUCUUUCAUUCGUCGAGAAGUCAUCCUCCUGGAACACCUCCACAUUGCGCAGAGAGUUCGUCGGUUUCUGCCGUUCUUUUCGUUCAUUUGUUUAGUGCAGAUAGCUUUUUUUUUGGCUCUUCUUCGAAUGGCAGUACUUAAGGCGAGGAAGGCCUUCAAAGACAGGAAUGACUUGCGUAGUAGCAUGAGGGGUGUUCAGGAGCUCUAUUUCAGUUCUUGCUUGCCAUUUUUUUGGGGGUGUUUGCUUCUGCUGUGGGGAAACUAGACUGACAAGCAUCAAUGCUACUGUUCAUAAGAAAAAGACUGCUCCCUGCAUUCACAUGUUGUGUGAUUCUUUUGCUUCUCACCCCAACCCAUGGUGAUUCAGGUAGCUCAGAGCAAAGCUACAAGAUUGCUCAGCCUUUGGAGCUCACACCCAAACUCUCAUUGCAACUCAAGCUCCAUGCCUUCCUGCUCUGGUCUUCAGUUGGCUUCCUGAUGCCGAUAGGAGUACUAUUAAUCAGAGUCUCAAGCAAUGUCAAAAGCGCCAAAAGCGUCAAGGUUCUCUUCUACUGCCAUGUCGCUUCACAGAUUGUCGCCGUCGCUCUUGCCACUGCUGGUGCAGUCCUGUCGAUAAGCAACUUCGAGAACGCAUUCAACAACACUCACCAGAGGAUCGGAUUGGCGCUGUACGGCUUCAUAUGGCUCCAGCCGCUCAUCGGCUUCUUGAGGCCAGACAGAGGCGUGAAGAUGCGGAGCGCGUGGUACCUGACCCACUGGCUCCUCGGCCUCGCGAUCUGCGUGGUGGGCGUCGCCAACGUCUACGUCGGCCUGCACACAUACCAGGAGCGGACCGGCAGGAGCGCGAGGCUGUGGACCGUGCUCCUCACCGUCGAGGUCGCGGCCAUGGCGUUCGUCUACCUCUUCCAGGACAGGUGGAGCUACGUGGUGCGGCAGGAAGAAGCUGCCCUCGAGGACGAGCAGAGCGAAGGAUCCAUGUACCCGGCGAAUGAUCACAAGGAGGUCGUCGUGGUGCCGUAGCGAGCUUUCGAGACUGAAUGCCAAAUUGCUAGUUACUUUAGCCACGAUCGAGCAGCUGGGAUACCAAGAAGGCUGUCCUGAAAAAAAAAUUGCAUUUGUGCAGGUGAAUAGGUGAUGUGCUUGUAAGAAGAUCGAAGGGGUUGAGUGCCUCUGACACACUCAUCUAGCGAGUCCAUGACUGACAGAUUCUAGAGUAGUUAGAUUAGAUGCUUGCAAUGCAUUUCUUAAUCAUCUCUAACUA